GCAGUCACACGUCGCCAGCACAAUGGGUGACAUCGCAGGCCAGCUCGCGCAGGCUGCGACGGGGCUGCAGUCCAAGGACGAGUACCGCCGCAAGCGCGAGGCGCUGGAGAGCGGCUCCAGCGCACUCUCUGCCGCGGCCAACGGAGGCGCGGGCGGCGGCGCGCGCGCGGAGGAGGGCGGCAAGAAGAAGAAGAAGAAGAAGGCCGCCUCGAGCGUCCUCUCCUUCGGGGACGAGCUUGAGGCGGAGGAGACGUCGCCGCGGCUCGAGGGCAGCAGCAUGGCGGCGAUGCGCGAGAGGAAGGCGGACGAGACAGCGCGCGCAGAGGAGGCGGCGAUGCGGGAGUUCCUCCUGGCGCAGGAGAAGGCCAAGGCGGAGCCGGUCACGCUCUCGUACACCUUCCGCUCCGAGGUGACUCAGCGUGAGCUGUCCUCGACGAUGCAUCAGGGCACGCUGGCCGUGCUCAAGGGCACGACGGCGGAGGAGGUUGCCAAGCGGGUGCGCGCGGAGGUCGAGCUGCUGGGCGAAAAGUUCAAGCUGCCGGAGGUGUCGGGGGUCAAGGACCUGCACCGCGAGCUGAUGCUGAUCGUUGGCGCGGGCGGCCAGAAGUUCGGCUCCUUCGUCGUCCCGCCGCACAUGAACCUCGUCGAGCUGCUCGCGGCGCAGUGGACGGAGGGGACGCCGCUCUUCGACGGCUUCAAGUGCGGCGUGCAGGUGACGGAGCGGCGGUGGUACGAGGCGAUGAAGCACACGUACCCGUACUCGCAGUGGACCGUCUACGACGUCAAGGCCAGCUACUCCCACAAGGAGUUUGUCGCGAACCGCAACAAGGGCGAGGGCGUCGCCGACCCUGUGCGGCCGCCUCCGAGGGACGUGACCAAGCAGAUGAGCCGGCCGAAUUUCUAGCUGCAUGGGCAUGGCCCCGGCCGUCGCGGAGGGGCUCGCGGCGGGCCGACCCUGAAUAUUAUUGCGGACUGACGCCAGACUCAGCACGCGCUUGUGACAUUUCGUUUUGUGAGGACAGGAGGCGAGGGGAGCGGCAGGAGCCCCCAGGUGGAGGCCGCAGGGUGUGUGGGUUCGCUCUCCCUACGUAAGGUGGGCUUGCACUCCCGCGGGUGGGACAUCCGACAUGGCUGUGAUGUGAUCCAUAUAUGUUGAAUGAAAUUUGUUUCCAUUU
Molecule: messenger RNA, 1175 nt
Organism: Emiliania huxleyi CCMP1516
Lineage: Eukaryota; Haptophyta; Isochrysidales; Noelaerhabdaceae
Exons: 1
Coding region: 23-904 (293 amino acids)
Biological process (GO): chromatin organization
Cellular component (GO): nucleus
Source: RefSeq, a predicted model, not a curated record